AUGGCGCAUCGUCCAGGACAACUGUCAUCUAGCAAAUCAGUCAGCAACUUCCGGCAGGAGCGCACGUGCCGCGCGUGCCGACCACCGGGCCCCAAGUCCCUGCCCGCCGGGCGGGCAAGGCGGGGCCAGGGGCCCACACUCCCGCUCAAGCCACCGCCCACCCAUCCGCCAGUCAGGUCGCGGACUCCCGCGAUGGCGCUGCGCGCCUUGCCCGGGGGAUCGUCCCUCCUCCGGCGGCUGGGCAGCUCCGCCUGCGCCUCGCCCCACCACGCGCGCUCCGCGAUGCUGGUCAAGCAGUCCCUGGCGGACGCCGUGGAGCAGGUCGCAUACAUUGGCGCCUCGGCGGAGCAGGCCUACCUGGAGGCCGACCCCGCGUGCCGGGAGCCUAGGGCGGAGUACCUGAGGAGAUAUCAGUCGAUGGCCUGGCGGGCGCUGGCGGGGGCCCUCGACGAGUACCACGAGAUGAGGGAGGCGGUUGGGGAGGAGAGGAUGCAGGAGCUGCAGGGCGCGGCGCAGAUGGAGGGGCUGCUGGCCGGCGCGCUGGCCGCCAAGUUCAGGCUGCGCAGGCAGAUGGCGGAGAUCCGCGAGGGGGAUGAGGGCUGA
Ostreobium quekettii is the source of this 603-nucleotide messenger RNA. The record is from the annotation of a GenBank genome assembly. NCBI's taxonomy places the organism in Eukaryota, Viridiplantae, Chlorophyta, Ulvophyceae, Bryopsidales, Ostreobiaceae.